AUGCCGUCGACCGCUUCAGCAUCAAAGAAGACGCCAUCACUGAAAAGCUUGUCCGUUAAGCUUAAGGAGAUACAGACUUCCAUGAUGGAUAUUUGGAAGUUUAUCGAGAGCUUUCCGGAAGACGCAACGAUAAGCAAAAUAAACGUUCGACUGGAAAAAUUAGAUGAGCUGUGGGAAAGGUUCAGUGAGGUUCUUGUGGAAAUUAAAUGCCACGAGGACUAUGAUGCUGAAGAUGAAGCCUACGACAAGGAAAGGCUAGAAUUUAAUAACCGUUAUUAUGAAGGAAAGGCCUUCCUCAUGGAAAAAGUAAGGGAAAGGGAAGAGCCAGUGUUAGAAAGGACUUCGCGUGUUAAUGAGUCGGCAACUGAGGGUGCACUUGAUAACGUGCGGCUUCCGCAGAUCAAAUUACAAACUUUUAACGGUGAGAUAGACGACUGGUUGAGCUUUCGGGACUUAUUCACUUCACUUAUACACUGGAAAACGGAACUACCUGAGGUGGAGAAGUUUCACUAUUUGAAGGGAUGCCUUCAAGGUGAACCAAAAAAUAUGAUUGACCCCCUUAAAAUCACGAAAGCAAACUACCUAGUGGCAUGGGAGAUGCUGCUGAAACGGUAUAAUAACUGCAAGCAGCUGAAAAAGAGGCAAAUUCAGUCGCUAUUUUCGUUGCCAACGCUCGCGAGGGAAUCGGUAGGAGAAUUGCACACGUUAUUGGAGAGUUUUGAACGAGUAGUGCAAACUCUGGACCAGAUAGUACAGUCGUCUGACUACAAGGAUUUGCUGCUAGUCAACAUACUUACCACUCGGUUGGAUCCUGUAACCCGUAGAGGUUGGGAGGAAGCUUCUUCGACGAAGGAACAAGAUACGUUGGAGGACCUUCUAGAUUUUCUGCAUCGUCGAAUUCGCGUUUUGGAAUCUUUGCCAGCCAAAACAGUUGAAGCAAAAAUGCCGCCAAGUGCAAUACUAAAACCAAGGCAAAGCACUAGCAGGACUAGUUUUAGUGCAGUACCAACGUCUGGGGGGCGUUGUGUGGCUUGCUCAUCCCAUCACCCACUGUUUCAAUGCAGCACUUUCCAAGGAAUGUCGGUUGCGGACCGGGAUGGGCUUUUGAAAGGUCACGCACUGUGCCGAAAUUGCUUUCGGAUCGGACACCAAGCGAAGGAGUGCCAAUCCAAAUACUCCUGUCGCAACUGUAAGGGACGUCAUCAUACCCUGGUCUGUUUUAAGGUGGAAAGGUUAGGUGACACAAAGGUAGCAAUGGUUGUUAAGGAAAGGAAUGCACCAACCAAAAGGGAACAACCUACAGCUUCCCACUCUUCGUCAUCGCAAGUGGCUAACGUGGCAGCCACUAAGGUUUCGGUUUCCAAUGCUACGCAUCAAUACUCUUCCCAGGUGUUGUUAGCAACUGCGGUCAUUAUUAUAGAAGAUGACGAAGGUGUUUCCUACCCAGCACGGGCUCUCCUGGAUUCGGGUUCAGAGAGCAAUUUCAUCUCGGAACGGUUAUGCCAAUGUAUCAAAGUAUCUCGCAAGAGGGUAGAUGUCUCAGUUUCUGGUAUCGGACUGGCAACGAUGAAGGUAAAGCACAGGAUUCACGCGUUGGUACGUUCGCGAGUUUCGGAUUUUAGUCGCGAUUUGGAGUUUUUAGUUUUACCUAAGGUAACGGUUAACCUUCCAACAACCGCAAUUAAGACGUCUGGAUGGUCUAUUCCAGAAGGGGUUGAAUUAGCUGAUCCGGCAUUUUUUCAAUCGAAAGGCGUAGAUGUGGUCCUUGGGAUAGAGGCAUUUUUUGACUUCUUCACCACCGGCAAACGAAUGUCUCUUGGAGAGCAGCUGCCAUCGCUAAACCAUUCGGUAUUUGGUUGGGUAGUCUGUGGAGGAUUAGCAAAUUCUACACAAGCGUUACGUAUUAACUGCAACGUUUCAACGGCAGAGCGAUUAGAUGCCAUGAUCGAACGAUUUUGGAGCUGCGAAGAAAUUGAGGAAGAUAAUUCAUAUUCUCCUGAGGAAAAACGCUGCGAGGAGCUUUUUCAGCGUACAGUUUAUCGAGAAAAAAAUGGGCGAUAUACAGUAGCAUUACCGAAAAAUGACGACAGGUUGCUUCGAUUGGGACAGUCCAAGGACAUCGCAUUCCGACGUUUGCGAGGUACGGAACGCAGAUUAGCAAGGGAUACUGAUUUGCGCACGCAGUACACGGCAUUUAUGGAUGAAUAUUUAGAAAUGGGCCAUAUGCGAAAGGUGAAUAAGGAUGUUCACGUUAAGGGUGAGCGGUGCUUUCUGCCACACCAUCCGGUUGUUAAGGCAGCGAGUACAACAACGAAGGUGCGGGUGGUUUUUGAUGCCUCCUGUAAAUCAUCGUCUGGCAUCUCGUUGAACGACACUUUGCUGGCAGGGCCAGUGAUACAAGAGGAUUUGCGGUCUAUUGUGCUGAGGUGUCGUACUCGCCAAAUUAUGGUAGUAUCGGAUGUUGAAAAAAUGUUUCGGCAGAUUCGUGUUCGGUCAGAGGAUAGACCGCUUCAGUCCAUCCUAUGGAGAUCGUCACCAUCAGAGGAAGUGGAGGUUUACGAGCUAGGUACAGUGACGUACGGAACCAAACCGGCACCUUUCCUUGCUACGCGAGUUUUACAACAGCUAUCGGUGGACGAGGAGGGAAAAUAUCCGCUGGCAGCUCGAGCAGUGAGAGAAGACACGUAUAUGGACGAUGUCAUCACCGGUGCAAACGACACAAAUACCGCGAAGGAGUUAAGAAUCCAGCUAGAUAUGAUGAUGUUGGCAGGGGGAUUUAGGCUUAGGAAAUGGGCUUCAAACUGCACUGAGGUACUGGACGGCAUCCCGCAGGAGAACCUGGCCAUACACGAGGGAGUGAAUUUGGACCCAGAUCCAGCGAUUAAGACUCUCGGUUUAACGUGGGUUCCAAAACUCGACAUUUUUCGAUUCCAAUUCUGCAUUCCCGAGUUGAAGGAGGAAACAGUGCUAACAAAACGUACAAUUCUAUCAAUUAUCGCCACAUUAUUUGAUCCGUUGGGGUUGCUGGGAGCAGCCGUCACAAGUGCUAAAAUUCUAAUGCAGCAGUUAUGGACACUGCAAGAUGAGGAAGAACGUAAAUUGGAAUGGGAUCAGCCUGUACCAUCCCAGCUAGAGAAAGUAUGGCGUAAAUUCCUUGCGCAAUUACCAAUUUUAAAUAAAGUUACCGUACAGCGUUGCAUAAUUAUACCAAAUGCAGCUUUCGUGGAAAUGCAUUGCUUUUCCGAUGCCUCAGAAAGGGCCUACGGUGCAUGCGUGUACAUCAGAAGUCAAAACGCGGCAGGAGAUGUUGUGACUAGACUUCUUACCUCAAAGUCGAAGGUUGCACCCUUAAAAAGGCAAACAAUUCCACGCUUAGAGCUUUGUGGAGCACGGUUAGCCGCUCAGCUCUAUGAUAAGGUCAAACGCGCUAUUAAAAUUCCCCUGAGAACAUAUUUUUGGACCGAUUCAACAUGCGUUUUGCGCUGGAUUCAAGCGUCCCCCGCGAAUUGGACAACCUACGUCGCCAAUCGGGUGUCCAUAAUUCAAACGUUAACGGAAAACUGCUACUGGAGUCAUGUGCCUGGCGUAGAAAAUCCGGCCGAUCUAAUAUCCAGAGGGAUUUCUCCAGAAGAUAUCUUAUCCAAUAGCAGCUGGUGGCAGGGUCCGCAAUGGUUACACUGUGGGCCAGAGCAAUGGCCUGAAACUGCUGAGGUUAUAGACGAAGCUGGAAAAGAAGAAAGACGUCUUACAAUAGUUGCAUGUAAUGCACUUCCGGAAAUAAGCUUCAUCGAAAACUACAUAAGCAAAUUCACCACAUAUUCGGAUAUGAUUUGUCGGACAGCGUACUGGUUACGGUUGAGGAAAUUACUUCGUAAACCGAGAGACGAACGGAAGGAUUACACAUUCUUAUCCACAACAGAACUUUUAGCCGCCGAGAACAGUCUGAUCCGUUUAGUACAGGCGGAAUCGUUUGCCAAAGAAAUAAAGGCGCUGAAAGCGAAUGAAUCGGUACCCACGAACUCACGACUGCGAUGGUACAGCCCUAGGUUGUCUGAGGAUGGAUUGAUUAGGCUUGGAGGUCGACUUGAGAAAUCAAAUGAAGCAGAAGGUACGAAACACCCCAUCCUAUUGCCAGCUCGACAUGCAUUCACGCGCAAACUAUUGCAACACUACCAUGAGCGACUACUACAUGCCGGGCCGCAACUGAUGCUGGGAGCCGUGCGAUUACAUUAUUGGCCAUUAGGAGGGCGACAGGUAGCUAGACAAAUCGUUCACCGCUGCGUAAAAUGCUUUCGUUCCAAUCCCACUAAGGUUCAACAAUAUAUGGGAGAGCUACCAUCAUCCAGAGUUACUGUUGCAAGGCCUUUUGCCCGAACUGGAAUUGAUUACUUUGGGCCAGUAUAUGUGCGACCAGCUCCUAGAAAACAUGCUGUGAAGGCAUAUGUCGCAUUAUUUAUAUGCCUAUGCACAAAAGCCGUGCACUUAGAAUUGGUCACAGAUUUGUCAACCGAUCGAUUUCUUCAGGCUUUACGUCGCUUCGUUGCUAGACGAGGCAGGUGUUCCGAUAUUUAUUCGGACAAUGGGACUAAUUUUGUGGGGGCCCGUAAUAAGCUACAAGAGUUCUUAAAACUGCUUAGGAAUCAGCGUCAUCAUGAAAUCGUUGCGAGGGAAUGUGCUUCUGAAGGCAUACAGUGGCAUUUUACACCUCCAGGUGCACCACAUUUCGGAGGGCUUUGGGAGGCCGCAGUGAAGUCUGCCAAAAGACAUCUGCUAAAGCUUGUUGGAGAAAACCCCGUUUCACCAGAAGAUUUUAUAACACUGCUCACUCAGGUUGAAGGCUGUCUCAACUCGCGACCUCUCACACCGAUGUCUGACGAUCCAAAUGAUCUGGAGCCUUUAACACCUUCGCAUUUUCUUGUCGGAAGCUCACUUCAAGCCAUACCUGAACCCAACUUAGAAUCAGUGCCCUUCAAUCGACUCAAUCAAUGGCAACAAAUGCAACGAAACCUGCAAGAGUUCUGGCGCAGGUGGCGUCGAGAAUAUUUAAACCAGUUGCAAGCAAGGCAGAAACGCUGGAAACCACCAGUGCAGAUACAAAUAGGCAAACUAGUCGUGAUACAGGACGACAAUCUUCCACCAAUGCGCUGGCGAAUGGGAAGAAUCACAGCCAUUCAUCCCGGUGACGACAACGUAGUUCGCGUCGUUACAGUUAAAACUUCGUCAGGGGUGCUUGUUAGACCAGUAGAAAAGCUUUGCAUCCUACCUGUACCGGAUGGCGAUGAGGAGCUUGAGAUGAACGCUACACCAACCCAUAAUGCGUAA
Molecule: messenger RNA, 5322 nt
Organism: Wyeomyia smithii (pitcher-plant mosquito)
Lineage: Eukaryota; Metazoa; Arthropoda; Insecta; Diptera; Culicidae
Exons: 1
Coding region: 1-5322 (1773 amino acids)
Biological process (GO): DNA integration
Molecular function (GO): nucleic acid binding
Source: RefSeq, a predicted model, not a curated record